UCACCGGUUUGAUCUUGCUCCCCUCAUGGUUUGCUACCUCUGUGAGUCCAUGACCCAGGUAUGGCCUGACUUUUGGGGAUAUUCCUGGCUCCCGCUUCUUACCACUUGUGGUGACAGCACGUGAGCUGCGGUAUACCGCUGCCCCCGCAGACAUAGACGGGCACAGUAAUACAGGGGGCCUAGGGUUAAGUGUGCUGGCCUGGGAUCAAUCGCGCUGAAGAUACCUGUCCCGGCAGGGGGCCAUCUCUCUGCCAAAAAGUUUCUCCGUCUGUGCGGCCUGUUCUUGGAUCGCGGUCCCUGAUAUGAGAGGUUUGACUUCUGGGGGCUGCUGGAGGAGAGCUGGUGGACUGUGACCCGAUCUCUGAAGAUUGGAUUCGGCCCCUAAAUGUGACGCCGGACAGAUAUAAUUAAAAGUUACCAUCCACCUUCAGACAUAGCUGCUCAUAUUGAAGAUUCCUGGAGCAGGCUCUGGAUGGAAACCUAUAGAAGCUGGAUGAAAGCAUGAUGGAUCCAUUCUGUCCGUAUUUGGGGUACCGUGAGUAAUCCACAAGCUGGACUUGGAUACUAACGCACUAACACCAUAAUCUCCAUUUCUCCGUGGUAUUGAGUAACCCUGCUAAUCUUUAUUGGAUUAUCUCCCUUGAAUUGAUAAGUGCAGGACUAGAAAGGGCAUAGGAUAGUGUCCUUAUUAACUUAUGCACUAUUCUAAGUAACAGUUCUAUAUGUGGAUACUAGAUUUGCAGGUUGUCAACUGCGUCAUUUAUUAACCGGGCCAACUAAACAUGCUAACAUGAUGUUAUUAUGUUUUCCUUAAUAAAUGUAUGAAUUCUUAGAUCUGGAUCUCCUUUGUUGGAAUCUUAAAGUGUGGAGUGGCCAGAGCCAAUAUCUUCCAAAAUCGAAGAAAGAAGAAGAAGAAAUUUGAAUAGAACUUCAGAGAAUGUCAAGCUCAACAUCUUCAACUGAUGCCGGGACCUCUCCUCCAAGAUGUAGGCGGAGACAUGAUACGUCAUCAUCUGCGGAGGAGAGGCCUCGCGGCCCAGAGACCGCUGGAGAGGAGGAAGCUGGUGGUGGAGGACAUGAAGCGGUCGCUCCUCCCGUUGGAUCCAACAGAGGUCGUCAAUCGAAAGCCAGAUGAAGUCGGGGAGCCCGCGGCGGUCGUGUUCGUGGUUCACGACGCUCCACCAGAACGGAUGAGGAGGAAUUUGGUAGUUGUAUAAUUGACAAUGAACUCCUCAUCCAGAUGGUGGAGGAUAGACCACCACUCUGGGACCACACGGACCGCCGCCAUGCUGACCAUCAUGGUACCCGGCUCCUCUGGCUUGAGAUAUGCGAAGUCUUAGUGCCUAAUUGGGACGACCUCAAUGAGAGUCAAUGGGAGGAGUGCCGGACUACAAUCCUGGUGCGGUGGCGGUCAAUGAGGGACCGCUAUAAGAAGGACUACAACGAGGAGGUCAAGCGCCCGAGUGGUUCAGGAGGAAGCCAAAAGCGGCCGUACCGUUAUGCGGCCGCAUUAGGUUUUCUUAGGAGAACCCUACAGCUGCGAAGCACAUCUAGCAGUACUCGGGCGCAACAAGCUCCUCGUGAAGUCCUUCCAGAGUCCGGAGCUCAAGAGGCGGUCCCCGAAGAGCCGCCCACCGCGGGUCCCUCACGUCCUACUCCAACAGCUGGUCGGGACCUCAAUGUUCCCCUACCUGUGCCCUCUGGCGACGCAACAAUGGCCACAAUGGCACCACUUUUUGAGGCAUUGAUGCGUCGCCAGAGGACCGGUAGGAGCCGUCAGGCGGACUACGAGGAUCUCACAAGGCUCGUUUACGAGUCCUUGAUGGGAUAUACCAAUAGGAUUGCCGCUUUGGAGGAACAAGUGCGACGUCUGCAGGAGGGGGCGGUGCAUACGUCGCAAUUGGGUCCUGUGCAUCACUAUUGGUAUUCGUUGCUCCCCGUGAUGGAACGAUUUACGCCCGACCAGUUGUUUGAGGCCCGAAGACAGGUGGACAGUGUCUUGUGGCAAGUUCAGCACCGCCCCACAUCCUAUCCCCCAUCCAUGCCCUAUCCCCCAUCCAUGCCCUAUCCCCCAUCACAACCUCAACAACCCCCUACCCAAACUACCUACCCACCUUUCCUACCUCCUCAUCCCAGCCUCCACAUUCCACCGAGCACUUUUCUCACCACUUUUCUCCUUCUCCUCCUCAAUAUUUUCCAACUAGCAGUUUCAACACUCCUUCUACUCUGGCUCGGUCAACUCCUUCUCCCGCUCCCCCAUCCAGAUUGAAUACUCCCUCUGUUGUGCUUGCCACAACACACACUUUUAUGUCCACAGGGGCACAGGAACGAGGGGGACCAACCAGUGUUGAAACCUCCACCACCCAACCUUCUACUCCCACCACUCCCACCGGUCCUACUU
Messenger RNA from Bufo gargarizans (Asiatic toad), 2401 nucleotides. RefSeq lists its product as uncharacterized. The record is from RefSeq and is a predicted model, not a curated record. The transcript has 9 exons. NCBI's taxonomy places the organism in Eukaryota, Metazoa, Chordata, Amphibia, Anura, Bufonidae. Bases 1241 to 2269 code for a protein of 342 amino acids.